This is a messenger RNA of Branchiostoma belcheri (Belcher's lancelet), 1013 nucleotides long. Its product is annotated as mpv17-like protein 2. The record is from RefSeq and is a predicted model, not a curated record. NCBI's taxonomy places the organism in Eukaryota, Metazoa, Chordata, Leptocardii, Amphioxiformes, Branchiostomatidae. Bases 38 to 496 code for a protein of 152 amino acids. The transcript is spliced from 5 exons. Gene Ontology annotation, biological process: mitochondrial ribosome assembly. Gene Ontology annotation, cellular component: membrane; cytoplasm.
UGCCUGCCUACCUGCCUGUAUACACAGGCCAGGGCGAAUGUGGGUGAUCGGAACCAUGAUGGGACCAUUCAACCACUUCUGGUACAAGAUGCUGGAUUUCUACCUGCCAGGCACCACCUUUUCUACCAUCACCAAGAAAAUUCUCUCCGACCAAAUUGUUGCUGCUCCAUUCUUUGCUUCAUUUUUCUUGAUAGGUAUGGGUAGUCUAGAAGGAGAGACCAUUGAAACCAGCAUAGCUGAUCUCAAAACAAAAUUCUGGGCUAUAUACUUGGCAGACUGGACUGUUUGGCCUCCAGCACAAGCUGUCAAUUUCUACUUCGUGCCGAGCCACCUUCGCGUGAUCUACGUCAACACCAUCACACUAGGAUGGGACACCUAUCUGUCAUACGUCAAACACAGGGAUGCCAAUGGAAAGAAGGCAGCAUUGCUUGAGAAGAAAGACGUCAUUCUUCAACCAAACGUAGAGCUAAAUGGGAACAUCAAGAAAGCUCAAUAGCAAACAUUCUGGUGCCAACAAAAUUACUGCUAUCAAGGAAACCAUGUCAUGGGUUGAUUCCUUUAUAAAGGAGUGGAGAAAUUUCUGUGAAGCUUUCCUUUUGGUGGUCUUAAAGGUGGUUCUCAAGAGCAGAAGUGAUUGUUCUGGUUCAGUAGAUACUAAUUAAUGAAUCCCCUCAAGUAUUAGCAAAUUGACAUUUAGUAUACGGCAUCAAUAUUCUUGUAACCCCCCAAGUAUCCUCCAGAUCAAUUACAGCCAGGUGAAACAUAUUAUUUUCCCAAACAACCAUUGCACAAACUUCAAAACGGCAGUUAUUAAUUUAAAAGUCUUGGGUUGAUCUUCAAAAUUACGUUUGCAAUGUGUUUCUGGAUGGCACCUGUGCAACUUUGACUUUGAUCUCAGGCAGUUAUCCCAUUGAAACCCAUGAUUAAACUAGAGUUCCACAAUCUCAUACCUUCGCCAAAUGAUGUUAAUCAUUAUGACUGACAAAGGAUCCUUAUUUGCAUGAAUUAUAUCA